This is a messenger RNA of Ruditapes philippinarum (Manila clam), 4967 nucleotides long. RefSeq lists its product as uncharacterized. Bases 388 to 1314 code for a protein of 308 amino acids. The transcript has 3 exons. Lineage: Eukaryota; Metazoa; Mollusca; Bivalvia; Venerida; Veneridae. The record is from RefSeq and is a predicted model, not a curated record.
UAUGAUGCCGUUUCUAAUGUAAACAAAGGGACGUGCGUUGGUAUAAGUCACUGUUACGUUUAUAAAUGUACAUAAUGACUGAAAUGACAUGGUAUAUUGUACAAACAAGGUGUUAUCAUAAUUAGUACAUGCACAGCCUGUAUUGUGUAACAUUAUGUCUGCCAAUUAUAGACAAAAACAAACUUGAGCAGACAAAUAAAUAAUGACUGAUCCCGUGUCACCUUGAGAAAUUGACAAGCGUGUAUAGUAUCAGUAAGUAAAGCGAUAAAAUGACCCGGAUUUACCGAUAUAAAUAGAAUCGGUUAACCUUACGCUUGGAUAACAUCAAUACCUUAUCGGUGAACAAGCAAAAUGUUAAGGAUAUUGUAUUAUUAGUUGUAACAGCAGAUGGCAAAAUUUGUGUCACUUAAAAGAAGUAAAAGCGAGCAGGAUUUAAACGAUUCGCCAACAUCGGAGGAGAAAACACACAAUGGGAUUAAACUUCUGGUUCAGUUAGCUGAAGGCGACCUUCCGGUACUCGAAUUUCUGAACGACUAUAUACAAGACUUUUUAGACUGCAGUUACCAUGGAAACACGGAAUUUUACCUGCGAUCUCAUCAAUUUGUCUCACAACUGGAGCAGUUCUACCGCGAAAAGAACUCCCAGUGCCCAUAUUAUCUUAUAUCCUUUUUCCGGCACAUAAUUACUCUUGUAUCAGAGACGUUGUUUCUUUCUGCGUCAAGUGACGUUUGUAAAGUUGCGGUAGACUCAGUCGUCGUUACUUCACCCAGGGUCAAGGUCAGAUUACGAGAUUUACGAGCAAACGUGGCUGAAAUUCAGGACUUGACUAUUAAACUAGAAAUUGAUAUAAUAAGGCAUUUAAAAGACAGUAAAAACUUUAAUUUAAACCAAUUUGAUUCAAAAGCUGUGAUAACUCAAACUGAGCAAAUAUGGCGGUUACUUCGACGAUGUGAGACACCGAUGAAGGAUGUUACCAUGGCAGUAGAAAAGAAAGCGCUCGCUGACAGGGGUUUCUUCCAGAAAGCUUCUUUGGGAAUAGGGGCAGUUUGUGCAGGUCGUUUCUUGUGGUCGUUAUGGCAAGGUGAGGAUCAAGAACAACUAAUAAACGCAGCUUUGUGGUCGGUUGGUACGGGUGUUUCUGGUGCAGUUUUACAGAUACCACGAGCACGUGCAGAUAGAAUACUAGAAGAACUAGCACGACAGAAAGGAAAGAAAGAAGACUUGCAGGACAUACUUAAACAUUGGCUUAUAGAAUCAGACGGUCUUUGUGCAAAGUUGGUCCUUUACUCUUCUUUUAGCGGAAAACAAUUCUAACACGAAAGUUGACUGAGAAAUUGAAGCUUAUUUAUUAACACGCAUUUAUAUCAUUUCAAUGUUCUUAUUAACUUAUUGUAUUCUUCUGAUAUAUAGUAUUUGAAUGAAAUGAUAUUGUAACAAUUUUCUUGCCAUAAAGUUCAGUGGAAUCCAUCAAUGGCCAUUUGUUAUUUCCCUUUUUCUUUGCUUUGUGAGCUUCACUCAAUGUAGUGCACAUUGACUUUAAUGUGAAACAUAUUUCGGUAACAAAUAUACAUGUUCGACUGUUUUUAAAUUAUUUUUAAUUAAUAUCGGGUGUUUUUUUUAAAUUAUUUCUAAUAUGAUGUAUAGAUAAGAAUAGAAACGAGGUGUUAUGUGUUUUAUCUUGUUCAGUGUAUCUAUAAUGUGUGAAUGUAUUUUUUAAAUGAAUUUUUUUUUAUUUUAGAAUAAAAUAUUGUCAUAAGUCAUUUAAGGGUUUAUCAAGGUCGAAGUGAAAUAUUUCUUAAAGUAAGAUAAAGCUAUAGAAUAUGGCAUAGGAUAAGAGUUAAGGAUUUCUUAGAAACGAGGUGUUAUGGGUUUUAUUUUGGUCAGCGUAUCUAUUAUGUCUGAAUGUAUCUUUUUAAAAUGAAAACUGUUUUAUUCAAAACUAAAAUAUUGUCAUAAGUCAUUUACGGGUUUAUAAAGGUCGAAGUGUAAUAUUUGUAAAGUAGAACAAAGCUAUAGAAUAUGGCAAACGAUAAGAUUUUAGGAUUUCUUGACGGGUUGUACUCGGUGUCCGAUUGGUUAGUGUUUAUUUAUAAUUAGUAAGAUUUGGCAGACGAUAAGAUUUUAAAAUUUCUUGACGGGUUGUACUCGGUGUCUGAUUGGUUACUGUUUCUUACUCGGAAACGCUCUUCUUCUCAACGCCAUUGGUUAUGAUUUCGUAAGGGACUUUUCGGUUGUGUACCAUGUAAGUAAGCUGGACUGGUAGCUUAAAGUAAGUUGGUGAUUCUUAUAUCCGUCGCUCAACAUAUAGCACAUAGGGACACAACUUGUGUCUUUUUCGUCCAACGAUGUUGUAAGUUCGACAUAAGACUUUUACUGCGUUAGUGCUGCGUUAAUGUUCGUCAAAUUAUGUCAUUCUUUUCGUUAUUGUUAACAAAUGAAUGUUUUAUUGAAAACUUAGUUAUGGAUGUAUAACAAUGCUCUAUCUUUUUUGAUAAAUCGUAAUAUUUGUAACAUCAUUUUUUUCAUUGUUAGGUCAGUACAUGAAAAUUCGUACAUGGUAGUUAAAGUAAGCAAGCACGCUGGAAAUAAGUCCUAUAUUUUUAGCGUUUUUUUUCUAACCAAAGCAUUCUUUUAGGCGAAAUAUAUUUCUUCUCUGGUGAGUUCAGUAGGAUAUGUUAUUUUAAAUAUACCUUAAUUAAUUCAAAUUAAACAUGCUUGCAUUCGUCGAAAAUUUUCGUUAUAAAACAUGUAUUUGGGAAAUAAUUAUUUUUCCUAGAUAACGUGAUAUGUCACGAAAUCCACCUACUCUACUACGUGAUAAAAUGCCAUUGCAAACGUGUCACCGCUACUUUAAACGUUAUAACAUGCAUGUAAAAUAGAGAAACUGUUCAUUCUCUUAUCUAUAAGUAUGUUAAAGUAAAUAAAUCACUGCUUAUAACUUACUUGCAUAUUAAUGUAAUGUAUUUAUAUGAAUAAUUUCAUCUAAUAUAUUAAUCUAUACAAUGGACUGAUGUUAAAUGUUGUUACACGAUCUUUAGGAUUUUCCUGAAAAUAUAUAUGUUUGGUUUCUAAUUGUUUAACUGCUUUGGGGUUGAAUGGUGAAUAAAUGUAAUUGACCUUAUUUUUAACCCGCUUUAUAGAACGUAUAUGAGGCUAAUAAAGACUUCACGUGUUGAAAUAAUCCUAACAAUACAAAUGAUGACAGUAUUACAAUAUAAGCGUUAUGAAAUGAAAGUUCAUAUUUCUCAGUACAAGCUGAAUUACAAUUGCUAAUGUGUAUAAUUAUCAAUAUGUUUAUAAUCUUCUCCUAAGCUUGAAUCUAAACUUGAGCUUAUAGGAUAAUGACUAGUAAUCUAUGAAUUGCUGGCCGUCUGAGUUCAAACCCCGUCAAGGGCAAGCCGCAUUUACCGUGAGCAAGAAACUUUACACUUAUUUCUUAGUAACGGUUGCUUCGUUAACGGAUUCGAGAGUGUUUCAAUAAAUUUGUAGCUUGCAACAUAAUCGACCUUAAAUAAAUUCUGUAUAUUAAACUAAAAACAAUUGAAAAUGUAAAUUAAACAUUCUAUAAACAUGCAAUUUUGAAACAAUGACACAUGCCAAAUUUUAUUUUUUCAUAUGAUUAUUAUAAUUGUUAAAUAUUAUAAAAUUAUAGUAUCCUACUAGGUGAAAAGUGUUUACGACCGACGCAAAAAGUUUGCACCAAAACAAAUGUCUGUUUGUUGAUUGUUUUUGUUUUAUAUUUAAUUUAUUAACUAAAGAACAUUGACAGUGUUUUUGCUUCAUAUGUCAACGUGCCAUGUUUAUCUACAGUUCAUGAAGCUUUAGAAAGUGCUACAUUACAUAAAAAAUGCAUUUUACAUUGUGUAAAAUUAAAAACUCGUGCACAAUAUUGUUAAAAGAUUAACAUACAGACUUAUUUGUUUUAUCAAUGCAAAAGUUUACAUACCCAUUGUAAUGGUAUUAAUUUAUUCUACUGUUUUAUUUAAUGACUAUUUCAUUAUUUUGUUAUACGAAGACGAGCAUUAUGUACUAGUUAGUACCUUCCGACAUCUAUAUGUAUAUAUAUUAUUUUCAUAUUCAUAAAUGUAUGUCGGCAGUCAUAUUUGAAUGAAAGAACGCCGAACAAUUUUCAUCGUUAACCCAUUACUUCAUGAGCAUUUUGUGAAAAAUGGCUGUUUUCAUUGAAAAGUCUCCCGUUACAAGUUCAUAUUGCUAUAAUACUAUAAAAACUGCUUCAACACUAAUCAAACUUGGCACAAAUGUUGACUGGACCGUUGCCCUUGCAACAACAUGCUCAGGCUUAAAUUUUCUGUUACCAUGGCAACGAGAGGACAUCUCAAAAUUGCCAAAAAUCACUAUUUUGCGUUGAUUUUUUCCAUCAAAAUUGAUUUCAAAGUGCUGCAACUUCUAAAUGGGUUGAGAUAGAGUCAAAUGCUUUUCAGCGUUGGUUACACGUUACCUUAUGAUCAAUCUGCGGUCAUUUAUAGCCUCUCACAAGUCCAAAAUUUUCUUGGCGAUGAGGGGGACUCCGCCCGCCUUCAAACCCCCCAAACAGAAGGGGGGCACAUCCCCCUUCUGGCAACCCCCUUAUGUAUCUUUUGGGUGGGGGGCCGCGCCGAAAAAGAGGUCACUUUUUUGAACAACAUUUCUCAAACAAAAACAAGUGUUGGGUGCCUAAAUAAGGCAUUUUUUCAUCAUUUAAGACAACAAAAAGGGGGGGGGGUGAAAAGGCGUUAAAAGGCGUGUAUAUGACGUAAUGGGUUAAAUGACCUUACAACUAAGUAAAAUAUAGUACUUAGAGUAUAACACUUAUCUCCCCUGUUGGGUUACUGUCAAAAUGAUAAUCACAUACGUUUAAGGUGAUAAAUAUUAUUAAUUUUAAAUUGUACAUUUAAUAAAUAAUUUAAAUUUAAUUUUAAACAUGUUCUGUAGUGGAAUUAAACUAGAACGAUUCAUGUAUUAUAUAG